Drosophila rhopaloa is the source of this 2102-nucleotide messenger RNA. RefSeq names its product laccase-13 (gene Mco3). Gene Ontology annotation, cellular component: plasma membrane. The transcript has 2 exons. Lineage: Eukaryota; Metazoa; Arthropoda; Insecta; Diptera; Drosophilidae. The record is from RefSeq and is a predicted model, not a curated record. Gene Ontology annotation, molecular function: copper ion binding; oxidoreductase activity. Gene Ontology annotation, biological process: iron ion transport.
AUGGGCCAAAACUUUCUUCGUGGGCUGCCCGCGAAUUAAGUGGCCAGUUGCCCGUUGCGGUUCGCGAUGUCUAAACGCGAAAGUAAAAGUUUUUCCAGCAAGGUGCUGAUAGUGCUUCUGAUUGUGGUCCUUGACCAGGUUCAUUCAGAGUCCUUAAGCAAGGAUUUCCCGCAGGCCAAGUUCGAAUGGCCCUCGUUUGGCUGGAUGCGCAAUAAAACCACCAAGGGUACGCCCUCUUUGGACUUAAAAAAUGACUAUAGCCAUAUGGAAUUGGCCAACUUCGGGGACUUUGACCGCCAUCCCUGCAGAAGGGUUUGCCAGCAGGGGCAGUCGCAGAACUGCUACUACCAACUGGUCGUUCACAAUUACCAAAGACUUGGACCGGAAUGCCAGAGAUGUCAGUUCGAUGAGAGAGCCUGCGCCACGGAACACUGCAUCUUUGCCGAUGGAGUGGCCAAUCCAGUGAUGGCUGUUAAUCGCAUGGUUCCAGGACCUCCCAUAGAGCUCUGCGAAAACGAUACAGUGGUGGUGGACGUCUUGAAUUACCUGGGUGAGCCCACAACGAUGCACUGGCAUGGCAUUCACAUGCGUCGAACUCCGGAAAUGGAUGGAGCUCCAUUCACCACCCAAUAUCCAUUACAACCUGGUGAAGUGCAGCGCUAUGAAUUCCAAGUGGAUCGAAGUGGUUCGCAGUGGUAUCACAGCCAUGUGGGUUGGCAGCGAGGAUUUGGAAUUGCUGGUGCCUUGAUAGUUCGCCAAACUCGGCAGGAGAAUCAGCACUCUCAGCUCUACGACUACGAUCUAGUGGAGCACACCCUAAUGAUCCAGGAUAUCUUCUACGAAUACAACCUGCAGGACGUGCGCAAUAUCCUAGUAAAUGGAAAGGGUCGCAAUCAUCUCAGCCAGCUGCCAGACAAUGAUAACCGACAUCGUUAUGAAAGGCUUAGGAUUACGCCUGGCUAUCGCUACAGAAUGAGAGUUGUCCUGAAUGGUAUAUCCAACUGUCCCGUGGAGUUCUCCAUCGAACAGCACAAGCUAUUGAUCAUCAGCACCGAUGGUAAUGACAUAGAACCCGUUCUGGCCGAUGGCUUCUUCCUGACUUCCGCGGAGCGAUUUGAUUUCGUUUUGGAGGCCAACCAGUACGCCAAGAACUAUUGGAUCAGGGUUCGGGGCUAUGAGCAGUGCGAGGGUCGCAAUCUUUACCAAGGAGCAGUACUUAGCUAUCGAGGGACAGCUCGCGCUGAACUGCCGCAAGGUAAUAUCCUGGAUAGGCAAAGGAGUAGGUCAGCAAAAGAAGAUCUGGUAUUGGUCAAUGAUUUCCGCUAUAAGCUUGCGAACUCCUCGGAAGUAUCCUCCCUUCGACAGUCGUUGGAUAAGGAUUACAAUGUGGGCACUGUGGCCCUGCGAUCGGUGGAAGCAGUGCCCUGGAAUCGCUACACCCAAUUCCUGACCCAUUACUCUAGCUUCGGUUCUCGAACUGCGCAAAACGGAGAGCUGCUUUUCCAGAUCGACGAUGUUUCAUAUAAUUCCCCGGGAAUAUCCUUGCUGCAGGGCAGACAUCUUUACCAGGACGACGGAUAUUUCUGCAAUAAGAGCUCACUGGCUGCGGCGGGGCGUAAUUGUGAAAGGGAGCUUUGUGAGUGUGUCCAUGUGAUGCGACUUCCAGCCUAUCGACCGCUGGAAAUGGUUGUGGCCAACUAUCUGGACAGCACACAUCCCUUCCACAUACACGGCUACACAUUCCGACUGGUGGGCCAAGGUGUCCUGGGAAAUCUCAACGAUCUGCGCAAUAUCCGGGAACUGGAUCGCAGAGGACGUCUGUCUCGUUUAUCGGAUGACACCUCAGCCGUGGCCAAAGAUACUGUACAGAUUCCGGGUCUAGGAUACAUUAUCGUCCGCUUCAUCUCGAACAAUCCUGGAUUUUGGCUAUAUCAUUGCCAUGUUGAAGCACAUGCUGUUCAAGGAAUGGUGGCUGUCCUGAAGAUCGGCGAAGAUCACCAAAUGAAAAACAUUCCGGCACGUGUGCGGUGUUAAGAUUAAAGAAUUUCAAUUCCGCCGUCGUUUCGCCAAUUUGAGUUACAAAAUAAUUUAUAAGAACCUAA